AUGCUACUCUUAUCAAGAAACGGAGUCAAGGAGCUCAGUCUUACCACUUCAAAUCUAUGUUAUGAACUUCCUUCUUAUGUGUUUCUUUGUCUAGAAUUGACAAAGUUGAAACUGAAAAACUGUUUCUUUAAACCACCACUUAAUUUUGAAGGAUUUCUAAAUCUUAAAGAUCUUUUUCUCCGACGUAUCGACUUUGGGGCUAACUUGUGUGGAGCUAAGAUCAACCUACCACAGCUUAAGCAGUUGUCCCUUCAUAAGUGCACAAACGUUUACAAUUUCAACAUUAAGACUACAAAACUGCAAAAUUUGACUGUCAUUGCUUGUCCUGAUGCCAUGUUGACCACAAUGUUAAGUAACAUGACCAAAAUUAAAUGUUUUUUUGUCGAUGCUCAGUUUCUCGAGAUUUUUACUGCAGAAAAUAUUCCAAAGUGGUUUCCGCAUCCGGUUAAUAGUUUAAAGCGUAUGUGGUUCCGAAAAUUUCAACUUGGUGACGUGGAUCAACUUAAUGGUGCUCUUUGUUUGCUUCAGAAGUCACCAAAUCUAAAGACACUGGGGAUGCACUUGGAAAUGGAGCCUCGACCUGCUUCAAAUUAUUUGGAAUCCCCAAACUGUUUGGACUGUACAUUGGAUCGAUUGCAAACUGUUGAGAUAAGAUAUUUAGAAGGAUCAAAACCAGAACUGCUUUUUAUAAAGCUUCUUCUUGCUCAUUCCCCUUAUCUUCAGAAGUUUACCAUUAGACCAAGUGAAGCUUCUGAUAUUCAAAAAAGACUUGACAUUGCGAUGGAUAUUAUGCAGUUCCCUCGAGCCUCAACAAAAGCAAAAAUGUUCUACUUGAAUCCCGAUCUGUAA
Molecule: messenger RNA, 849 nt
Organism: Lactuca virosa
Lineage: Eukaryota; Viridiplantae; Streptophyta; Magnoliopsida; Asterales; Asteraceae
Source: the annotation of a GenBank genome assembly